This is a messenger RNA of Talaromyces proteolyticus, 1245 nucleotides long. RefSeq lists its product as uncharacterized. The coding region runs from base 1 to 1245 and encodes 414 amino acids. The record is from RefSeq and is a predicted model, not a curated record. The transcript is spliced from 4 exons. Lineage: Eukaryota; Fungi; Ascomycota; Eurotiomycetes; Eurotiales; Trichocomaceae.
AUGUCUUCCUCGUACUACGAGCCACAGGGUUGGCAAGCCCCUGUUCGCCAGGCUUCAUGGGAGCAACCCGUUCCUCCCUCCCGGUCAGGGACGAGCUCGGUCUCCCAGCGAGAUGAACCCUCGGCGUUUUCCUCUCAGUUCGAUGAAGUCGAUCGUGCCAUCGACAACUUAGCCAAAAGUGGGAAACUCUUCAACGGUCCACGAAGAGAUUCGAUGCCGAUGAUGAUGAUGGGCCGUCAAUUCCCAGACUACGAUCCUCGCUUGUCCGGUGGCAUCCCCCCUCAGAGACAUCACUCGGUGAGCGAGUUCGAUCCAUCUCGCGGCGGCCACCCAGGGUCUGCCCUACAAGGUUUCUACGCCUCCCAGCGAUUUCAGGGCCGACAGUCAGAGACGGAACAAAUAAUGCAGGCAAAGCGUCGAAUGGCAGCGCAACGUGAACGGGAGCUCCGUAAUUAUCAUCAGGAGCAACAGUACAAUCGCAGCCUUCUUGCCGAGAUGUCGGGAAACAAAUCCGAACGCUCUCUGAGUCCCGCUGCGAUGAGUGAAGAGGGUCGCCGUGACCUGAUCGCACGCCAACAUCGCGCUCUAUACGGAAAUGAAAGUCCCGCCUUCUUCCCCUCGGGAUCUUUGGGCGACGAUGCCCACAGCGCCCGCACCGAUAAUGCCAACAGCGCCACGCCGACUUCUGGUACCGGCGGAGUUGGAUCGUCUCCCCGAGGGAUCGAUCCCUUCGGAUUGCCUCAACCGCAACCCGAAGGCCUGGUUCAAGGCGGUGCGCCUAACACAGUAGCGGGUCGCCAAUCGCCCACACGUGCAAAUAGCACCCGCUCCCCCAGCACUGGAGGCGCCUCGUACGGUUUAUAUGAGAGCAAUGUCGAACAAUCGGCCACUUCCACCUCAUCUCCUGGAGGAACAGACUCGCCGUCGUCGCGACAAAUGCCAUCGAAACCUAGCGGUUCCGUCGGCCCUAUCGGCUCACGCCCGUCGCAGCCUACUACCAGCCAGGCAGCAAACUCGGCCUUGAAUAAACGGUCUACCACCCCAUUGCCUUCCCCCUUGGGACUGGGAUUCACACCAAAUGAGGCUGCCGCAUCUGCAAACGAGCGCUCGACAUCUUCCACGUCCAAUCAUAUCAACCCUGCACAUGCUAGCAACAAAGAGUCCGCUUUUGCUUCUGGAUGGGGCACUAACAGCGGUGUCUGGGGCUCCAAAAAUCUGGGUGUUCAGGCUUCCGUCUGGGGCUAA